Molecule: messenger RNA, 1593 nt
Organism: Drosophila elegans
Lineage: Eukaryota; Metazoa; Arthropoda; Insecta; Diptera; Drosophilidae
Product: putative fatty acyl-CoA reductase CG5065
Exons: 8
Coding region: 71-1555 (494 amino acids)
Biological process (GO): long-chain fatty-acyl-CoA metabolic process
Cellular component (GO): peroxisome
Molecular function (GO): alcohol-forming very long-chain fatty acyl-CoA reductase (NADP+) activity
Source: RefSeq, a predicted model, not a curated record
UACUUCGCACAGAACCUCUUGGAACAGCGAUACGUGCGGUGUGGUAUAUGAAACUCAAACCUCUACCACAAUGACUAUAUCGGAAGCUUUCAAGGAUCUGGAAAUCUUUGUCACAGGCGCCUCGGGCUUCGUGGGCAAAGCCUUGAUAGAGAAACUUUUGCGCUCCUGUCCAAAUCUGAGUCGGAUUUAUGUGCUUAUGAGGCCCAAAAAGGGGCAGUCUAUUGAGGAACGACUGCAACUUCAAUGGGAGACGAAGCUAUAUGAACGGUUGCGUAGGGAACAGCCCGAUGCCCGAUCCAAAUUGGUGGCGAUCGCCGGAGAUGUGGAGCAGUUGGGUCUGGGCAUUAGUGAUGCGGAUCUGGAGCGGCUACGUAAUGUAAACAUCGUCUAUCACUCGGCGGCCAGUGUGCGUUUUGAUGAUGCUCUAAGUACCGCCAUACUCUUGAACACCCGUGGCACCCACGAACUAGUCAAGUUGGCUUUGGAGUGGCGUAAACUUAUAGCCUUUGUCCAUGUGUCCACCACUUAUUCGAAUCCGGGAGUUCUGGAAGUUGAGGAGCGGGUGUAUCCGCCACUGGCCGACUGGCGUACCACCAUUAAAUUGGCCGAGACCUAUGACGAGGAGACCCUUAAUAUCUUCAAUCUUAAAUACGGUAAUUUCCAGCCCAAUACGUACACCUUUACCAAAAGUUUGGCUGAGCAGGUGGUCAAUGAGUACAGGGAUAGACUGCCUAUCUUUAUCUUCCGUCCGUCGAUUGUGGUCUCUACAAUUGAGGAACCCAUGCCUGGUUGGGCGGAUAACUUCAAUGGACCCACUGGUCUCCUGGUUGCCUGUGGAGUGGGUAUUCUGCGCUCCCAAAACUGUGAUCCCAAUAUUGUGGCCGAUUUUGUGCCCGCCGAUAUUGUGGCCCGUACACUGAUCACCUCGGUUUACAAAUUCAUCGGCGAGUCUAAAUCGAAGGACAAGGAUAGUGAACUAUAUGUGGUGAACUGUGCCACGGCAAAUAUAUCACCCAUUACCAUGGGCGAGGUGAUUGAAAUCGGGAAGACUUUCAUCAGAAAGAAUCCCUUCGAAAAAACGCUUUGGUUGCCCGGCGGUGGUAUGACCACCUGUCCGGUUCUUCACUUUGUACGGUUUUGCACCAUGCAUCUUCUGAUGGCAGUGGUUGUGGACACAUUGCUCCGUCUCUAUAAUGAAAAACCUUUCCUCAUGAAGCUGCAACGUCGCAUUUUCGCCGCCUUCAGUGCCUUGCAAGUUUUUGCAAUGACCGAGUGGCAUUUUCAGAACAACAAUUUCCGGGCAUUGCACGAUAUAGUUCCGGCCAAUGAAGUUUCAACCUUUGGCUUCAUGCAGCACGCAAAUAUCAACUACACGGAAUUUUUCCAGCACGGGAUUCGGGGCGCCAAGGAGUUCCUUUUGAAGGAGAGUCCCGAAAGCAGCAAUGCCGCCCGUUUCCGGGUAAAAAUCUUCUAUGUCCUGGACUUUUUGUGCCGAGGCAUCGUCUAUAGCUUUCUGCUGCGCCUGAUAUUCAAAUUUUUAGUGAGCCUGUGGUAGCAUAGCCCUUAAAAUACAUUAAACAUAGUUCGAUUGUA